UCGGCCGACGCUGUCUGAGUUGGCCUUAAUUUGAUGAAUGCCACAGCUCGUUCCGAGAGACAAAUGCGAAACGAUAACCACAUUAAAGUAGCUCCAGAAAAAAUCCCCAGAUAAACAAGAAGUUAGUAAAAACCCCGAAAACAAAUACACAUAAAAAAUAAAAACUACAUACAUAUUUGACCUAUAUCACAUACAAAUAAUUAUAUUGCAGGCAUAAAUGCCCUUAUACAUAUAGUAGGACUGCAUCUAAUUAUGUUAUGCAAAAAUCUUUAACAGAAUCGUCUCAAUGAUGCUUUGAAAACUCCCGCUUUUAAUAAUGUAUAUUUUUACUAAGGCUCUGACGUGACAACAACUGUAACGAUUGGACAGACUGAGUCAGUUAACUUAACACUUCCGCCAAGUUCAAUUGUACAUAAUGAAUCACUUACGGUUGAUGGGUUGGUGUUGACAAAUGUUAUUGGAUUAAAUGAAGGUAAGAAACAAGAAUUUCUUCAUUCACCCUAUAAUACUUAUUGUGUCUGCAUAGCACUGAAAUAGGCAUAUAAAUCAGAUAUUUAUUUGGAAGCUGCUUACUGAGUGUCCAGUCAUGCGAUACACGCUGAAGUUUAUGGCUGUUCUUAGUUCUUCCAAAUUGAAAUGAAAUUAUUUAUUUUAUAUAUUUAGUUUAUAUUGUGUACAAAUUAAAUUAAACAGGAUAUCAAAUUAUAGAGUUAAUUUUUCUUCUUAAAAAAUGUAAACCUUAUUAGGUCGCUGCCGGAGUAAAUUGGGUCUAGAAUUUCAAAGCAAGUUUUCAGACACACAAUUCGAAACUUCUACAACAGAGCGAAAUUCGUUUCCUUAUUUUGGUCGACUGAACAAUGUAGAUGGCGGCUGGAUUCCAGCAAAUACUGAGAAUCAGUGGAUACAGAUAAAUCUGAUGAACAUAUACGUCAUAACUGGUAUUGUGACGCAAGGAUGCGGUUGUGAAACAGCCAGUUGGGUUGAACACUUUUUUGUGACGUACGGCCUUAGUGGCGAUAAUUGGAUCAUUGGUGAUAUGGAGGAAGGCGCCGAAAAGCACUUUAUAGGCAAUUUUGAUGCAAACACGGCCGUGACGAAUAUCUUCAGCGAACCAAUUUAUGCCAAGUUCUUUAGAGUUAACAUCGUUUCACAGACCAGGCCUGUAGCAUUGCGGUUUGAUCUCAUUGGCUGUAAAGCACAUAGUUUAUGUCUUGACGAUAUGGGAUUAAAAAGUGGAGAAAUUAUGAAUAACCAGAUCAGUUCAAAUGGAGUUAACUUCAACGCCGAUUCAGUUCGCAUCGGAUAUGAUGGUACAGCUUGGUGCCUGUCUUCAAGUGACGUUAAUCCUACGGUUACGUUUAUUUUUCAACAAUUGAAGUUGUUCACCGGCAUUAUUUUUAAAUUGGAAGCCAAUGUGGACGUUUCGUUAGCGUUGAAAUUUGCACACAGUGACGACAAUUUAGUUUGGAAGUAUGUUUAUAUCAAAGGGAACCUGGAUAAGGUGACACAAAUUGUUCCAGCAAACGAUGAUUCGGAAAAGUGGGUUGUUUUCAGUAAAGUUGUCCAGACCAGAAUUAUUCGUGUAGAAAUCCCUACAACUAAUGAAAUGAUAUGUCUGCGUUUUGAACUCCUGGGUUGUAAAGAUUCAAGCUUGUGUCGUCAUUCAGUUGGUGUUGUAGAAGACAGAAUACCGUCUGCUCAAUUUACAUAUUCUGACGCGGAUACGUUUGUGAUGGUGGACUUGCUCAAGCACUAUACAGUUACAGGCGUUGUGGUCAUUUCUAUGGGUCAAUUUUAUGUGGAAUACUCUAUAGACUACGGUCAUUUUAAAACCAUUCUUGAUUCAAAUGGGCAAAAUGAGGUCUUUGAUGGAAGAAACAUUACAAUAGGAAAUGUUGUCAAUAGCUUUGGCUACCCUGUUGUUUGCCGAUUUUUGCGACUAGUUCAUAAAGAAGUCCCUGAAACUUCCUUUAACCUUACCUUUUAUCCACUUGGUUGUGAAGAGCCAAUGGCGUGCCAGGACUUCAUCAAAAGUGACCCCUCAAAGACAAUCUAUUCGAGCAUUCGAAGCAUGUCAAACCAAGAUGUUAGACUUUUUGGCUCUGGUUGGCUCUCCCGAGAAGACGACGAUGAACCAUGGGUAAUUGUGGUUUUGCAAGGAAGACACCACAUAUCAGGAAUAGUAACAAACUGUUUUAGUCCUAACGGCUACCAUACUCAAACUUUGUAUGUUGCUUAUGGUAUGGAUGCUAAUACAUGGAAGAAUAUAAGCCUUGCGAAUGGCAGAAGGAAGGUAUUCAAAUGUAACAACACAGAAGACCAAAAUGAUUUAAAGUACAACAUGUUUGACGAGAUUUUCACAGCACAGUAUAUAAAAUUUGAUAUUAUUUCCAAUGGGCACGCAGUGUUUCUUAAAAUUGGGAUACUUGGUUGCAAAGGAACCAAUAGCAUUCGCUUCACUUCUAGUCAACCAGCGGUGUUUCCGAUUACAAUUCAUUCAGAAAAUAUGUUCAGCUUCUCCACCAUUAUGGCGACCGUAAUGUACACAGAGCGGAUUAUGGGUUUUAGGCUUGUAACCCAAGGCCCAAUUAAAUGGAACAGCAAAAGUAUUCUUAUUGCAGCAAAAAUAUUUUCAGGUGUCUACUCAUCUUUCGAGUUGUUUUUAAACGAAUUGAAUUAUACAACAAAUACAGAAAUAGUGCAGGCCGUAGAUGAAGACAUAAUAUUUUCCGUUUCGACGACUACUGAAUUUUUUAAUGAGUUGAGUCCGUUAAAUAUCACAAUCCGAUUAAUUAAUGCAAUCAGCGAAGCUGAAGAUUAUAUUAUUCUUCUAGUACAAUACGAAAUACUUGAUUUGCAUAUAUUGUACUCGAGUGAGUACGUUGCAACUGGAAACACUUUCCAGAUUGGUUUCGACAUGUUAAUUGGAUCAAAUCUUUUUUGUACAAUAGACUUAAACGAUAGUACGAAUGUAGAUUUUUAUGAGUAUAUAAUGCAACGAGACCAAAAUAACAUCUUACUUUCUCAUGUCUAUACAAGCCCGGGAUUUUAUGACGUCAGUGUUUACUGUUCAAAUAACGUCAGCGAAAUGAUCGUCAACAAAACAAUCAUCGUCCAAAACAGAAUCACAGAUUAUUUGAAAUUAGAGUGUGCAAGUGUCGUUCCAAUUAGCCAAAACCAAAAUUACGGUUUCACUGUGAUCUAUUCGUUUCAAGGAAAUUCUUCUGAAAUUCCAACUGAUGUAUUUGCAAACUAUGAAAUAUAUGGUAUAUUGAAAGAAAACAGGGAAACUUACACGAGUGAUGUUAAGUGUUGUAAUUUUUCAGCACACAAUCUAGUCGUCACAACAUGGGAUUCUUAUGAAAUUAACGUGUUACUUUAUAACAGAAUUAGCAGUGGUAACCGUCAAUGUUAUGUCAAUUUAGAAGAGGUCAUUACUGAUCUUACUCUCAGUGUACAUAAUGUAUUCGCCAAAGUCGAUGAAGUAAUUGAGAUGAGCCUAACUGUCACGUGGGGCUCUCGAAUGAGAUACACUAUUGACUUUGACGAUGAUUCUUCGGAAAGGUACAACACGAGUGAGUCGGUUUUUACGUUUGUUCAUUCAUUUGAUAGCCCAGGAACAUAUUACGUUACUGUUAACGCAGAAAACUUUGUUGAUCCAUCGUCUUUAGUGUCUUUGGUAAUUAUUACUCAGCGUCCUGUUGGACGUUUUGAAGUAAAUUCACGCUAUUUAAACAAAUUAGAAUUGAACCGAGAGGGGGAACCAUCUUACGUUGUUGUGCCAAUCGAUGUAUAUCGAGAUUUGCAGUUUGAAGAAGCUACUGAUGCCUAUUUUACAAUUGAUUUUGGUGAUGGAACCAGGUUUUGUCCGAGGGGAGCGAUGUGCCUUAUGGAUGACGUAAUCACUCUUGGAUACAUGGAUUCAACUAAAGACACUAGCGAGUUGGAACAUAUCCUGGCGAUCGAGCAUAACUAUACCAUUGCCAAACAUUACAAUAUCAAGUUUAUGGUGUGGAAUAAUGUAAGCAGCGAUACGGUAGAAUACGGUAUUGAGGUAUUCGAAGAGAUCCAGCAAUUGGAAAAAGAUAUAAAAUUUUUCGAUAUUGAUCUAACUAGCAUGUUGAAUACUUCGGCUGAAUAUGAUCUCUUUGGAAAGUAUGCGCCUCUGGAUAUGGCCAUAGUCGUGACCGCUGACAUACUAUAUGGAACUGAAGUGCUAUUUACCUGGAACUUCAAUGAUCCGACGAAACCAGUUAGUAAUUACAUCUUCACGACACGUGAACCAAAGGCAUAUUAUAAGUAUACUAAUCCGGGGUCAUAUUUCAUAAAAGUUAAUGCUUCAAAUCCGAUAAGUAGCAGUACAGUAGCGCAGAACAUUUUCGUUCAGGAAACUGUUAAAACUUUUCAGUUGAACGGCUUUGGACCAAUUACAAUGAACUCGACAGUUCCUUUUGUUCUAAACCUUGGAAAAGUAGCUACAGAUGCUUGUUAUCGUAUUGAUUUUAAAUAUGAAUAUUCAAAUCCAGGACGAAUACAAUUUUAUGGUUCUUGGUCUAUGUGCCAAUCAAAGUAUACAGAAGAAUUUCAAAAUAAUCCAAUAUUUAAACAAAUCGACUCAAAUACGCUUUGGAUAGAUGUGAAUUAUAAAGGUAGAAGUCCAAAUAUAUCUAUUUCGAAUUUAUUUUAUGAGUAUAACAAGUACGAUAUAGUUUACGAAGGUUUUAAUAUGGUAUCGUACAUAAACGGUACACUUCCACAGGUGAUAACAAAGCUACCAUGCUACUUCCCGAGGGUUAACGUGAAAAGCGAAAAUGAAUGCAAUUAUAAUUUUCAAUGUAAUCCUGAAACGAAUUAUCGGCAAUAUCUGGCAUCAACACAAGUCAAAAUCCAAUCACUCGUUGAGGUUAACUGUUCCUCAACUGAUUUAACACGUUACCACUGGAAAGUAUUCAAAAUAGAAGGUGAAAGAGAAACACUUGUUACGCUCCCGCCUUCUGUUACUACAAUUGGAAGUGGUCUGCGUACACUGGUUUUGGAACCACGAUUGCUUGCUUAUGGUUUAUACAGAAGUGAGUUAAACGUCACAAUGCUUGGUGGAGAAAUAGGCCUUUAUACUUCAGACUCAACACAUACAGAAAUAAUUCCCACUCCUCUAAUAGUUGAAAUUGUAGGUGGAGAAUAUCGUACCAUCAAAUGGAAAACACUUAUACAAGUCGAUGGGCUUUCUUUAACGUUUGAUCCUGACGUGGACAAAGCUGAUAAAUCUGGGAUGGAAUUCACUUGGAUGUGCCGACGAUCAAAUUUUGAGGCCAAUGGAACGGGUAUUAUAGAUAACUUAGAAACUUUCGAGAUAUGGAAUGACAAUUUUACAAAACUACUAAAGGAAUCGAAGAUCAACGAAGAAUUCGAAUAUUCACCUGAAUGGCAACAUGGAGAUAAGGGAGGUUGCUUUGGUAGACUUGGGGGUACGAUGAUUCCUACUCCAGGAGGUAUAUUGAACUAUACAACGGGCAAUAUAACAAUCAAUACAGACACAAUGUACUGGAAUAUGGAAUAUGAGUUAAAGCUGAUUGUUAGGAAAGGUAGUCGAAGAAGCGAAUUUACUCAAACACUGUACAUCGUAGAAGGGGAUCCCCCGGAUAUACAAAUGGCGUGCAAGCUGAAUUGCAGGACCAAGAAAACGCCAACAAAUCGAUUUUCUCUAGAAAAUAAGGAGACGAAUCCAGUUCCAGGAAUUGUAUUAUUUUACAUUUGGGAGAUAUAUCAAGAAGUCGAUGAAGUGUUUGAGAUGCUAGAUGGAAAUGAAGUGCAAAAAUAUUCAGGAACAGGUACAAAUGUUUCCAAUUUAUCCAUCGAGCCAGGUUUGUUUGAGGAGAAGAAAAGAUACCGUGUCAUGUGUAUGGCUUCAAGAAACCACAAUUUUGUAAAUUAUGGAGUUUCACAGCUUACAUUUUAUAUAAACGACAUCCCAUUAAAAGGAAUAUGCAGUAUUAGCCCUGUACACGGUGUGGCUACUUCGACAGAAUUUCGUGUCCAGUGUGAAGGGUUCCGCGAUGAUGAUCUUCCCCUUUUAUACAAAUACUCGUACAGUAUUGACAAUGGAACAAACUGGUUUACGUUCUUUAAUGAGGAGUACGCAAACAUGACUAAAGGUGUGAAGAUUCCAGCUGGACCAGAAGAAUAUGACUACAUGGUUGCGGUACGCGUGCGCGUAACUGAUAGUUACGGGUCAUUUGUUGAAACCAAAUUAAAUACGACUGUUUAUCCACUUAAUUGUUCUGAAGAAAUUAUAUUGGCAGAGGUUGAUGGAUUAGGGGAUCGUAUAAGAGUGUUGGCAGGGGCAGGGCAGACGUUGGAAGUGUCGAACAUCGUGUCCUCUACUUCAAGUUUUCUGAACUACUGCAGUAAACUUUAUGCAGGACAAGCAUCAACAGCACCAAAUAUUUCUGCAAUACAGAUGGAUAUCCGAGAAGAAAUGAUUUUAACUCUUGGCACAUUACAGCAGGCCUAUAACGUGGAAGUGCUAAGCCUAAUGGCGUCUGCACUUCAACUUGCUACAACGUGGCCCAACGAAUUAACAGAGCGUGCACGAAAUGAAAGUAUACAUAUAGCGUCAACGUUUGCAACUACACUACAGAAGGUUGAAAGUCCUUUGGCGGAAGAUAUUGAGGAUUCAGCGAGACUCGUGUUUAGUUCUCUCGGUGCACCAACUAAACCUGCAGCUGAAUAUGAGUCUUCAGCAACGCAGGGGUUAGAUGUCAUCACAUCUGUCAUAGAUACCAUGGCCAGUACUAUGGUAACGGGUCAGAAAAAUAUCAAAGUUGACGCCGAUUCCAUGUCUGUUACUGUUUCCAUGUCAUUUACUAAUGGUCGACAAAAUGGUAAUAAUAUGCUCUUAAAUUUUGUACGAUUUGGGGUUUUUGUUUUAAUCACUGCACUAUUAAAUGGAUACACCUUUUAG
Molecule: messenger RNA, 6961 nt
Organism: Anneissia japonica
Lineage: Eukaryota; Metazoa; Echinodermata; Crinoidea; Comatulida; Comatulidae
Exons: 20
Coding region: 917-6961 (2014 amino acids)
Source: RefSeq, a predicted model, not a curated record